GAUGAGAUAGAACAGAUAGAUAGAGCCAUGCUUGAAGUGGAUCAGCUGCAGCUGGUGCGACGCCUUACGAUCGAGCUCGUGAGACAUGUCCGAAUUCUGGGCGGUGAAAGCGUCCCCACCACCACAGGUGGCAUGUCGAGCGUGCGGCAAAUGAUGGCUGGAACUAGAAUAAGCGAUUCCAGUCCAUACGAGUCGCCCACAGAAGGAGUGAUGUCCGUUUCUCCUCCUCGACCGUCGACCUCGAGAACUCCAGAAGCACAGCCCGGCGGAAGUAGUACUUCUGCAGGACAGCCACCUGCUAGGUCUAGAGCAAACCAAAGGAAGACAUACCCUCCUUCGAGAAUGUUACGGUUAGCGAGACAGUGUCGGAGACCAUCAAUGUGGCAUUUCUUUUCAAGACGGUAUAACAGAAACGCCCGACCGCCGAAUCCGCCUACACCUUGGCCUCCUGUAAGGCUCCCUCCAGCUACAGACUCGUCCAGUUCUACAUCCCAGACCACUUCAAACCACGCCGUUAUUGAUUCUAGUAGAAUGUCUCUGAUGACGAGGCGGUUAGAACAGCUACUGGUUGAGCAAAUGCGGAUUUUCAUUAACAACGAACCCCCAAGACCUCCUUCCAGGUCGGUCUCCACUAUCGAUCUCGGAGAGCACAUUCUAGCAUUGAGGUUGCACGGAUGCGUUCUAAGAGUGAACAGAGUUCUUGGCAAUAGCGUCGGUUCAAAUAUGAUCGGCAACUUUCGCGCUGACCCCACUGCGGCUGUAACCCAGGACGGAAUGGGUCGCUAUGGAGCUAGACACCUUUUGAGCCUUAUAAUUGACAGCAUGAGUAGGCAUGUCGAAGAACUGGGAACGUCCAACAACAUCCAGCAUGAUACCCAGAUGCAAAUACAAGGCAUUCUGGCGAUGUCUCUGUUGCUCACUGAACUACUUUUACUUAUUGUUGUCGAUUCCAUUCCACCUCCGAUGAACAGCGUUCCAGAGAGAUCGACGCUCACCUCGAGGAUUGACCAAUUGUGUGGUCAGAUGUUACAAAAUAGAAAAAGCAAGGUCAAAGUUGUAGUAAAGAAUAUCAUGAAAGUUUUUAUAUUAGGUUCGUUCCAACCUUGA
This is a messenger RNA of Leptinotarsa decemlineata (Colorado potato beetle), 1107 nucleotides long. RefSeq lists its product as uncharacterized. The record is from RefSeq and is a predicted model, not a curated record. NCBI's taxonomy places the organism in Eukaryota, Metazoa, Arthropoda, Insecta, Coleoptera, Chrysomelidae. Gene Ontology annotation, biological process: autophagosome assembly; mitophagy. Gene Ontology annotation, cellular component: Cul4-RING E3 ubiquitin ligase complex; intracellular membrane-bounded organelle. Gene Ontology annotation, molecular function: protein binding; ubiquitin-like ligase-substrate adaptor activity.